GUCGAUCUUUAUCCAACCAAAAAUAAAUUUCUAUCCGUAGCAGUUGGAUUCUCCCAGUAAAUAUUAUUGCUGCUUGCUCUAAUAACAAACCUAAAUAGCUCGCUCGCACUAUAUUACAUAACAGAUCGAUAUGAGAAGAAGCUUCGAACUUGCUUGCUUGGGUGUCUAAUAGUGUAGAAUUCACCAGCUCAGUGAGGAUUUCAAUCCAGUUCCCAUGGAAGAGAUUUACAGUGUGAAACCUCAUUUGUCUUGUACAGAGGAUGAUGUUAGAGUCGGCAACGUGAGUGUUUCUACUACUUCUGAAUUGCAUCUGGGAUCAGUGCCUAAUGAUUAUCUACAGCUGGAAGAGGUAACCGAGUCUGAUAUCUCGGAUCGGAUGAUCAAGAUCCAGAUCGCAAAUCAUCCUCUUUAUCCAGAUUUAGUAUCUGCAUACAUAGAAUGCCAAAAGGUUGGAGCACCACCAGAACUGGCAUCCCUUCUCGAAGAAAUAGGCCGAGAAAUUCACCCCAUGAAUGCUCGCCCUGAGAUAGGGGAUGGUCCUGAACUUGACGAGUUCAUGGAAUCAUACUGCGAAGUUCUUCAUAGAUACAAAGAGGAGCUGUCCAAACCCUUCAAUGAAGCGACUUUGUUUUUGGGCAGUAUGGAAUCACAACUCAGCAACCUUUGUAAGGGAACACUAACAAAGUCAUCGGAUAAUAACCGCUCGGAGCCCGUGUGUUUUGGAUUAUUGUCAGAUGAGGAAUUAAGAAGUGAGGAGAUAGAAGGAGUUGAAGGUCAUGAAUCUUCUGGGACUCGCCCAGGUGAUCAAAAGGUUAAAGAAAUGCUCCUUCAUAAGUACAGUGGCCAUUUUAGCAGUUUGAGAAAGGAAUUUCUAAAAAGAAGGAAAAAGGGUAAGUUACCAAAGGAUGCAAGGAUGGCACUAAUGGACUGGUGGAACACCCAUCAUAGAUGGCCAUAUCCUACGGAGGAGGAGAAAGUGAAGUUAUCAGACGAUACUGGACUGGAUCAAAAACAGAUAAAUAAUUGGUUUAUCAAUCAGAGAAAACGGCAUUGGAAACCAACAGAGGAUAUGCGAUUUGCCAUUAUGGAAGGGGUAAGCGGUGUCGGCAUAGGAGAACCUAUGUUUUUCUAGUUCUGGUGGUGGACCUCAACGUGAUGAUUUCUGAAAGUUUUCUGCUAUUUGUACCCGCUGCUAGAGUAAUAAUGUAUGCAUUCCUAUUACAUGAGAUACUGAAUUUUGAAGCCUGCACUCUUGAAUGAUGAGUAUACGUUUGGCUUAUAUCCUUGUCAAAGUUGUAACUAUAGUAAUAGUAGUGUACGUACUACGUCUUUGUCUUUGA
Gastrolobium bilobum is the source of this 1340-nucleotide messenger RNA. RefSeq names its product homeobox protein knotted-1-like 1. Gene Ontology annotation, biological process: regulation of DNA-templated transcription. Gene Ontology annotation, molecular function: DNA binding; DNA-binding transcription factor activity, RNA polymerase II-specific. The record is from RefSeq and is a predicted model, not a curated record. The transcript is spliced from 6 exons. Gene Ontology annotation, cellular component: nucleus. NCBI's taxonomy places the organism in Eukaryota, Viridiplantae, Streptophyta, Magnoliopsida, Fabales, Fabaceae. Bases 215 to 1132 code for a protein of 305 amino acids.